UCUCUCUUCAACUCAGAAACAAAACCCUAGAAACCCUAACUCUGACAAAACCAGAAGAACAUCGAAGCGAUGGAGUCAAGCAUCGAAUCUAGAAAACACAAGCAACAGCCAUCGGAAUACGAUCCAUUUGGCGGUAUAUUCACUCGCAGUCGUUCUCAGAUCUACUUCCACCGUCACAGAUCUGGUUACGCUCAAUCUGGCUCCAUUUGGAGACGUAAUAUUAUCAAAAAGAUAGUAAAACAGCAACAAUUGGAAGUUUCAGUAGAUCUGGUUAUGAAUCAAGUGUCGGUGAAGGAUCUUCACAUGAGGAGAGUGUUUUCUCCUACUACGGAUGGUUCAAACGAUUUAGUAAGCAUCAGAGAAGUGGAUUUUGAAGCUGAUUGUAAGAAGGAUGAUGGAAACCCUAGUGUUUCGGUGUCUGAAGCUGAAUUGGGGGUUUUUGAACAUGUUGUUGUUAAUUUGAAAUAUAAUAAUAAUAAUGUUACAGAAGGUGAAGGUGUUGUUGUUCAGACGAAACCGAUGGUUGUAGAAGUUGAAGAGAAUAAGAGUGCCGGAGAAAAGAAUGAGAUGAGUUCUGUUAUGAAUGAAGUUGCAGAUAUUAAAAGAGUUAUGAAUAUGAAUGAGAGUCAACAAUUGGUAUGUAACUGCUGGAGCAACUUGGCUAAACAAAGCGUUUGGUAAAGUGGCGAAGGCUGGGCAAGUUGCAGGAACAAAAACUCGACAAAAAUGGAAUUUAGUAGUCUC
Messenger RNA from Helianthus annuus (common sunflower), 744 nucleotides. RefSeq lists its product as uncharacterized. The transcript is spliced from 2 exons. NCBI's taxonomy places the organism in Eukaryota, Viridiplantae, Streptophyta, Magnoliopsida, Asterales, Asteraceae. The coding region runs from base 70 to 681 and encodes 203 amino acids. The record is from RefSeq and is a predicted model, not a curated record.